AAAUACUUUAAUAGCUACUAUUUCCAUCGCUAAUAUGCGAAUGUUUUAUUUUAUAAAUAAUAUUUGUGAUUUGCAUUUAAUAACUUGAUGCGUAUGUAUAUAAAUCAUUAGAAGAGUAUACUGGAUAUAUAACAUAAUGAUUAGAAUAGUUGCAUUAAAUGAAGAAUGCAAUGAAGAGCCCGAGGACCAAAUCGUGGUUACAAAAGAAGCGCAAGAAGCAAUCGCAGAAGCGGAAUAUUUAAAGGCAAUAAACCUAAAAUGGAAAGGAGAUGUAAAGUUUGCACUUUCUUUGCUAAACCAGCUCUUGGAAACACAAGUUCUCAACGAGCUGCUCGAAGAAGAUCCAAAUGGCAAAUUACGUACGAUUCGUUACAAUUGUCAUAAAAAUAUUGCUUUUAUAUACGAAGAGAAAAAUGAGAAUGAAUUGGCUUUGGAGCACUAUAUAAUGGCCACGCAAUUUGAUGACACAGAUGUACAUACUAUGCAUCGCUUUGGUCAGCUUGCAUUAAAGCUUAACGCAAUAGAGCUGGCUGAGUUCGCUUUUGAGCGAUGCCUACGUUGUAAUGCACAACACUGGAGUGCCGCUGAUGGUAUGUUACGAACGCUAUGUGAGAAUCAUAAUAUAAUCGGCGCAUAUGGCUACGCAUUGAAAUUAUACACCAGAGAUCCCACCUAUGAACGUGCAGCGAAAAUUCUAUAUGAAAUAUCUGACACCUUUAAAUCAUCUAUGCCGCUUUGUGAAGAUAUGUAUGGACCAAUACCGAAAAGUUUGAAACCACUCACUACGUGGACAAAGGAGAGCGCAUUUCCGCGGAAUUAUCGCAAUGCUGAUACAGAAAAGGAUAACACAAAUUCUACACUGCCUGAUGAAAUUAUGCAAAAGAUAUGUGUUACAGAAUUAAAUUGGGUCACUGUAGGACAGUAUAUAUUAGCGUUAUAUCAAUAUAUGCAAGAAAACGGCAAAAUAUUAAUUAAGCUAUUAAGUUUAAAAGAUAUAUUAGCUGAUAGCAGUAAUGCGAGUAAAAUAGAAAAUGUAGCACAUCAAGAGAGUUUCGGUCAAACGGAAAUAAGCACAGCGCCAAGUAGUAAUUCCAAUGAUAACAUGGAUGUAGUACCAGAAACAGACUUGAGUAGCACUAAUAUAGCUACUGUGACUACAGCAGAAACGCUAGUUACCAACACACCACCCACAAGUGAUGCGGAGCAAACAAAGAAAGUAGCCGAAAAUUCACCCGAUGAAGCGGAAAAUUAUGAGAAAUCAACCAACAAUUCCGAAGCGAAUAAGACUAAACCACGUAGACGCUGCAGUGAUUUACAUUUUCUGGAACAAUGGGGUUGGCACAAAAAUCGACGUUAUAAUUCACGCAAAAAAGUUGCAACCGACCGUGUCGAAGUGGAUACCACGUUAAAGGGUAUAUUAAGAAAGAUUUUCGCCAAAUACUCGAAUGUUAACUUUGAUGCAGAGUGGCCUUUUGGCACUGUUAACAACAAUGACAAAUUAGUUGAUGAGAAAUGCAAAACCUGCAAAGAAAUAAUGUCAAAUGAGGCAUUUCAGGAAAUAACACGCGCAGCUUUUGACGAGUUUGUUGCGAAAAUUGAGGCUAAAUCUCUGGAUCCACCGCUUUUGGUUUUCGAAUGGCUCAAAAAUAUCUCAGCUUUUUGGACAAAAGCUGUGCCUGAUGACAUACGCGUUUUAUAUCUGGAGAUAUUUUGUAUUUAUUUGGACAAUUUUGACUGUUCACCAUGGAAUCAGAAGAGCGUUGAAGAUAUCGAAAUAUUUUACCGGAUAUCUAUACUCUAUCUAGAAUUCAACUACACUAUCAAAAGGGCACAGGAUGCCGACCUUUCAACCAUAUGGAAGCAAGUUUUUGAUCAACUGGCCUUCAGAUCUGGCACUGCUUUAGUGGCGCUGGGUCAAGCAUUCAAUCAAUAUAAAUUACGUCUUAUCAAUUUAGAGUACUUAUGGUUUGACAUACGUAAUGAGUUGGACAAAUGUAUUGCAUGUUUGGAGCAUCAAGCAGAUAUUGUCUCACUUUUCGAUGAUAAUGAAUAUAUAUUACAUUUGCCGAAUUUAAAUACAAAAUGUAUAACAAAAUAUGUAUUGCAAGAAGCUAUAACGGAUUUUAAAAGGCGCAUUUCAUUGAGCAAAAUACCCAAACUGUUUGAGGAAGAAAAAUGGCAAGAAAUCGUGCAAAUACUAACCGAAAACUUAUGCAAUGAUGUGGAAAUAGAAAAUUGUGAAAAUUGGGUGAAAAAUUUUAAAACUCAAGUCGAAAUACUGCUACAAUCGCUAUGGAAUCUGACUGCCUUUGAGGAUUGCAUGAAAUGGGCUGAGAAAUGUUUGCACUUUAGUAUUGUGAAAUAUAUGAAAGAAGCAAACAAAAUACGCCAACAAGAAUUGUGGUCUGUUGCAUUGAAUUAUAUUUACUCAUAUAUAGAAGUAUUAAUUUUAAAUGAAGGCACAGAUAUUUUGCUUUGCCUCGAAGAGACGCUGGCACGUCUCGUCCAGAAUACCAUAUGUGUAUUGUCAUUUCAUUUGGAUGCAAAUCAACCUAUUGAUAAAAACAGCAAUCCCGAACACGAGCUCAAUAUGAAACGACCUUUUGUCAUUUUACAUCAAAUACUGUUGAGUGAUGAGAAUAGCACUUUAACCGUGGCCAAAUGCAAAAAUAACACUGAUGUCGAAGAAGAGGAGGAUCCAUUGCCAGGCUCAUUCACUUUAUUAUUUACAGCACAUGAAUUUUUGGGCAAAUUUCAGGCGUGCACACGUAACAGUGGUGAUUUUUUGCAUUAUAUUUUGGAUGUCAUUGUGCCGAUAAUUAGAGCGCCACUCUAUGAUUCGUGUCGCGAUACACUCUACGAAUAUUUGGAGCAAGUGACAUUUUGUUUGUACGGUUAUCCACAAAAGAAGGCACGUUCACGCCAUCUAGAGGAUCAUGAGGCAACCAAUGUCGAACUGACAUGGGCGAAGGCGGUACAAGUAUUUGAUUUAUAUAAACCGGAGUGUUUACCUGAAAUAAACUCCUACAAAUUGGAUUCGAUAACGGCGGAUUUGGAGCAAUUUUUCUUAAAAAUUGUUGCCUUAAUGCCAACCGAACUGGAUCCAACGCCAGCAACUACGAAAAUAUUAGAAUUCAUUAAGGGAAAUGAUUUUGAGACACUAGAACCAGCGCAUACAUCACUGCCAUAUAAGAUACGAUGUAUUUUCUAUUUGCUAGCGGAUUAUUAUUUCAAAAAUCGUGACUUUUCAAAAGCAAUUAAAUACUAUACUUUGGAUUUAACAAUAAGUCCCACACGCUUCGAUUCGUGGGCGGGCAUGGCGUUGUCGAAGGCGAGCAAAAUUGAAACAAGACUUAAUGGUUUGACGCCACUCAAUCCGAAUAACGUAUUGGCUGAGUCUGAGGAUACAAUUCGCUGUUUUGAAAUGUGCAUUUGUUUGAAUCGUCAACAAACGUUGCUUUGGAUUGAAUACGGUUCAUUCACCUACACAAUGCAUUCAUAUUGCUCACGACAACUCAAGAACUCAGCUGAAAGUUUAACAGCCGAACAAUCAUCACUGCUGCAAACGCGCAAGGGUCGUGCAUUGAAUAUAUCACACAAUUGCUUUUCCUUAGCUGCUGCUUUGCAAAAUACUGAGCAAACAGAAAGCGAAGAGAAUGAAGAUUCACAUGAGGAGAAAUGGUUAUGCCAGUAUAUGUUGGGCAAAAUUGCUGAAAAGCAGAAAGAACAUCCUAAAACAUAUUUGAAUUUUUAUCUGAAGGCUGCCAAUAAUCUGUAUGAAAGUAAUGCCACUUAUCCCAUCAAGAUUAAUCACAGCAAUCCCACAACGCUGUCGGUGGAGGCGUUGGAAGUUUUCUACCGCACGAAUGCAUCGAUUAUAAAAUUCUUGGAAAAACAAAAAGAAAUUUCACGCGAUAUUGGUAAUCAUCUGAGCAGCGUUUUAAAGAAUUUGGCAAGCAGUCCUUUUGCUUUUAAUAAAGCCAAAAUCGAUGGCAACAGUUUGAAUGCGUUGAAGCGCAAAGUUGUCAUUGACAAAAGUGAGCAAGCCAAAAUGGCGAAAACUUGCAAGAAAUCGAAUUACGAUCCAAACUCUAGUCCAGCUACGCGUACGGAAGCAACAAAAGAAGAAGGAACAGAAGAACAAAAUCCCAAAGACGUUCAAAAGGAAGCACCCAAAGUAGUACCAGUAGUGCCAGCACAAGAGUUGAGUGUCGAAAAACCUGCAACUACUAAAAGCAAUCCUUCACGUCGCGAAUCGGAGGAAAGCGGUGUUACUGUCACAACCACCACAAUAACAAGCAGCACUACAUCGGUCACCAGCGGUACAGACUCAUCAUCAUCCGACUCGGAUUCAGAUUCCGAUGGCACUUCGAACGAUUCAAAGAAACUGAAUGCUCCAUAUCCCGCUUACAAAGUGGAGAAUAUCUAUAAAAUAGUUGUGCAAAAUUUAGAAGAGUGUGUCACACGUUUCCCCGAACACUAUAAGUCGAUCUAUCGCCUGGCAUAUCAUUACAAGAACACAGCUUUAGCGAAUUUCAAAAAUCUACAACGUGGCGAAGAAUUAUUGUUGGGGCAAUACAAAACCAGUUUGGAGAAUCAAAUUAAUGGCGUGUUCUACGAUAGAAAAUGGAAUAACAUAUUUAAUGGCAUUUGGCGUAUACCGUCGUCAGAGAUCGAUCGUCCUGGAAAUUUCUCAUCGCAUUUGGUCAAAUGCGCUGCUAUUGCCAUUGAAUUGCUAUACGAAACUAAAAAUCACAAAUUACUUAUCGACGUAGGACUGCAACUUUUUAAGACGCCAGAGCAAGACAAACGUUAUAUAAAAGAUUGCGAGAGAGUGAAACUCUCCCAACAAGCACUGACUUAUUGUGCUCAAAUAAUGCGAGACAUAUUGAAGCAAAAUAUGGAGAAUCGCAAUGAUGUGGAAACAUUAAAUCUCUUAAUCGACAUAUACAAAGUCCAUAAGAAGUGUUUAAAAUAUAUGAAUCAGAAGGAAUCACUCUUCACCGAUCUCAUGGUCGAUGUAUAUAAAUUUUACAUACAAAAUAAAGUCGAUAAUGUGCCAGAGAAUCUGAAUUUUCUCGAUUUAGCUAUUAAACUGUGUUUACAUGAGAUUGCAACUCGUCGCAAUCAGGAAAAAACGAAUAGCAAUGAUUACGAAUCAUUUCAGGGUCUAAUAAAUCCUGCAGCACAGUCAUUCAACAUGAAACCCAAACAGGUUUAUAUACCCGGUCUGACGAUGCGUCAACGCGGACGUACAAGUCUUAACAAAAGCAUUGAGAGUGGCAUGGGUGGUGAGAAUAUGCCUGGCAUGGGCAUGCAUGCGCCUACAGCAACCAGUGAUUCCAUUUGGGGCAAUCUACUUAGAGGAGAUUUCUUAUCCUUAGAGAUGCAGCAACUGUUGGAGGCAUCUAAACAAGUAAUAGAAAGCAAACAAAAUGAUCCCCUAUUCAUGAGGGAAGUGCUAGAGCAAUAUAAAGCCAUGUUGCAAUCCUUACCCAACGAGCCAAUUGCUGCUGCACCAAUUGCACCUACGAUGCCACCUAUGGCAAUGCAAACAAAUCCCGUACUGUCUUCAAUGAGCAAUUUGUCAGCUUUAGCACCGAAUCCUAUAUUUCUAUCAGCUUCAUUGCCCAUGGAAACAACAAUAACACCAUCAAUAACGAAGCAUCCACAAGAAACUGCCAUUACACAGACAUCGAUUAGCGCCGCACAGUCAUUGGCUAAUUACGACAUAACAAUAACACCAUUUUGCAGCAUCAAUACCACAAUGCCAAUGAAUAUGCCCAACGUUUCCACCGUCACGGCGAGUAAUAAACUCAACACUAGCAUCAAUCCAACCGAUACAAAUGUAGCAGCAUCACCAUUCAUUUACAACGCCUCACCUGUCUCAUCCGUUGCACAUGCGCAAUCCGCCAAUUUCACCAUGACUAUGAGUAGUCCAACAACGCAAACGAAAGCCAAAGGAUGUGGAACGAAAGUCGGUAAACAUCUAAAUGUCGUGAAUGCGUCACUAGUAAAUCCGUCGUUAGCAACUUUUGGUAGCAGCGACUUGUAUAAUCAGCAAAUGCAAAUGUUUAUGAAUCUAAUGCAAGAUGGUAAUACCUUCCAGCAGCUACCACCGCAACAACUGCAAAACUUUUCAAUGCCAACACAACAAAAGCCGCCACGCACUGCCGCAAAACGUAAACCGAAGCAAACAAUUCCCGUCACCGCAAUGAGUUCGAAUAUGCUACCCAACACUGCCAUGAAUACACUACAAAUGCCCAAACAGGAAACGUUGAGUACACAAACAAACGUUAUGCUUGGUGAGAGUCAUCCACUAUUCUGUCCCACAAUGGAUGUAACCGGUGCUGCACUCAAACAGUUUACGGUAAGUUCGAUUGCGCCAACUAAUCCAUUGCCAACAAUAGCAUCAACAACACAGCCAGUAAUAUUGAGUUCGCCACAAGCAAUUAGCGGUCAGCCAACGACGCCCACAAAGACACUACAACAGAAAUUAGCCGAACGUAAAAAGGCCAAUCAACAGAGUGAAUCGAUGAGUUCGUCCAAUACUAAUUUAAAUAUAAAUACAGAAGUUAUAAUAUUAGACUGAUAGUAAGUUGUAAGUUUAAU
Messenger RNA from Zeugodacus cucurbitae (melon fly), 6612 nucleotides. Its product is annotated as calcineurin-binding protein cabin-1. The record is from RefSeq and is a predicted model, not a curated record. The transcript is spliced from 22 exons. Gene Ontology annotation, biological process: chromatin organization. Gene Ontology annotation, molecular function: protein binding; nucleosome binding. The coding region runs from base 137 to 6592 and encodes 2151 amino acids. Gene Ontology annotation, cellular component: nucleus. NCBI's taxonomy places the organism in Eukaryota, Metazoa, Arthropoda, Insecta, Diptera, Tephritidae.